AACGAAAGGGUCAAAUAAUCGGUAAACAGAAGCCAAAUAUGAAUUGAUUUCCACGUGUAUUUAUUAUAAUUGAACAGUUUAUGAUUAUGUAUUCCGGCAUUUCUAUUAAAUUACGGUCAAACUAGCAGGCGGGACCUGGGCGGGAUUUUCUCUUGUAGGCGUCGACCGCAGCUCUCCUUGAGGAAGCUCGCCCUGACGACUCAUAUUUUCCUCUAAAUGAGCAUCCACAUCCACUAUGUCCAAAAUGGUUCCGUAUUCAUUUCCCGAUUUACCGUAGUGGUCCAGCGGCUUCGUACAGAAAAGGAUUGCCGAUAGCUGGCGGUUUUGUGACCGAUCAUCUUUAAUAUGGCAAGAUCGCAGGAGGCGCUUGGGUAAUGAGAGACAAAUUCAGAUUAACCCAGUCCUAAAAUACAUAUCUUCAAGGAGGCCUGUUUACAUCCACGGUGCCAAGAACCCUGUAGUAUCCUUCCAAGUCCCCACGUCACUGCUUGACCUUUCCUGUCCUGGGUUCCUCCGUCAUGUCAAGCCCUAGCAGCAGCCCAGAGAGAGAGGGAGGGAUGGCGGGUUCUGUUCAGCUGGAGGACCUCAGCUCGCCCCCCGGACUGGAAACUGACCCUCCUUUAGCUGGCAGCCCAGUGCUCAGUCCAGACUCCAGUUCCCAUGAUGCUGCGCUCUCUGCCCCAGCAGCCUCCCCGGCUGACUCCGAGAACCUCAGUCCAGAUGAGCUCGAGCUCCUGGCUAAACUGGAGGAGCAGAACAGGUUGCUAGAAGCAGAUUCCAAAUCCAUGCGCUCGAUGAGUGGAUCUCGGAGGAAUAGUGGCUCCUCUCUGGUCUCAAGCUCAUCUGCAUCUUCUAACCUGUCCCACCUGGAGGAAGACACUUGGAUCCUGUGGGGACGGAUCGUCAAUGAGUGGGACGAGUGGAGACGAAAGAAAGACAAACUUCUGAAGGAGCUAAUAAGAAAAGGCAUUCCUCAUCAUUUCCGAGCAAUCGUUUGGCAGUUAUUAUGUAAUGCCACUGACAUGCCAGUAAAGAAUCAGUACUCUGAACUCUUAAAGAUGUCCUCACCCUGUGAAAAACUCAUACGCAGAGAUAUUGCCCGCACGUAUCCAGAGCACGACUUCUUCAAAGGCCAGGACAGCCUGGGACAGGAAGUUCUGUUUAAUGUCAUGAAGGCAUAUUCUCUUGUGGACCGUGAGGUUGGUUAUUGUCAGGGUAGUGCCUUCAUCGUAGGAUUGCUACUUAUGCAGAUGCCGGAGGAGGAGGCCUUCUGUGUGUUUGUCAGACUAAUGCAGGAGUACAGGCUUAGAGAGUUGUUUAAACCCAGCAUGGCUGAGCUGGGUCUGUGCAUCUACCAGUUUGAACACUUGCUACAGGAGCAUUUGCCGGAGCUGAACAUUCAUUUCCGCUCUCAGAGUUUCCAUACGUCUAUGUAUGCCUCGUCCUGGUUUCUUACACUCUUCCUCACCUUCCUGCCCCUCCCAAUAGCUACACGUAUCUUUGACAUCUUUAUGUACGAGGGUCUGGAGAUCAUAUUCCGAGUUGGAAUAGCGAUAUUGCAGUACAACCAGACAGACCUCAUACAGCUAGACAUGGAGGGAAUGUCACAGCACUUUCAGAAGGUGAUUCCGCAUCAGUUUGAUAGCUGCCCAGAUAAGAUGAUCCUACGGGCUUAUCAAGUCAAAUACAAUCCCAAAAGAAUGAAGAAGUUAGAAAAGGAAUAUACCACUAUUAAGAACAAAGAGAUGGAGGAACAGAUUGAAAUUAAGAGACUACGUACAGAAAAUAGACUACUGAAGCAGAGGAUUGAGACACUGGAAAAAGGUCAGGUUAUACGAGCCCAGGAGGCAGAGGAGAACUAUGUUAUUAAGCGUGAACUGGCUGUGGUUCGGCAGCAGUGUUACACAGCCAGUGAGAGUCUGGAGAAGGCGCAGGACACCAUACGUGAACUUCAGCAACACAAGUAUACAGAAGAGUUUGUGAGUGGGCUGCAGACUCAGUUGGAACAGUCUCGUCUACAGGAGGCAGAACUACUCGGUGCUCUGAAAGAAAUGCAGGACAAAGUGCUUGAUCUCGAAAAGAGGAACAGCUCUCUGCCGGAUGAAAUCAAUGUAGCUCAGCUGCAGGAGGAGCUGAAGCUGGUGAAACUGAGAGAGCAGGAGACUCUGCGUUCCUUCAGAGAGAUGCAAGAGGCCGUUACUGAUCUCAACCACUGCUGGCAGAAUCAUACGUCUCGUGGAGGAGGAGGCCACUGGAAAGAAUCUCCCAAGAAGAAUGCGAUGAAUGAGCUACAGGACAAACUGAUGAGUCUGAGACUGCGAGAGGCUCAGGGUCAAGCUGAACUCAAAGAGGUCAAACUUAAAAACCUGCAGCUUGAAAGCCAGAACCAGAUCAACUGUAAACUAGUUGUCAGACAUGAACAAGAGAGUGCCAGCGUGCAGGAGAGACUCCAGAAUGCUCUUUCUCACAACAAAACACUACAAAGCCAGCUCAACGAAAUGAAGAGAAAGAUGGCGGAGUCUGACUGCAAGAGCAAGGAAGAGGUGAUGGCGGUCCGUCUAAGAGAAGCUGACAGCAUGGCCGCUAUGGCUGAACUCCGACAAAAGAUAGCCGAGCUAGAAAUACAGAAAGAAGAGGGAUUGAUCCAAGGCCAACUGAAUCACUCCGACUCCAGACAGUAUAUAACUCAGCUGAGAGAGCAAAUCGCUGAACUCAAGAACGAGAUCAGGCAGCUGCGUGGACAGCCCUCCAAGUUCCAGAAUACCAGUGGGGGCGUUUAUCAGGACCUAUGUUUGGAAAGCCCAGCAUCCGGAGAAGGUGAUUACCUCAGUUCGGACGAGGACCCUCUUCAGAGCCUGCCUGUGAGCUCCCUGUACCCGCACCACUCUUCACCUCAUCUGGACAGUCAAGGCAGCUCGGACAGCGACGGCGAGGAAAGGAACCCCAUUCAAACCCCCUGCCAAGACCCUCUGCCUAACCAGCAGCAGCUUUACCCGGGCAUGGUGUGCACCGAAGGACUCGAGAACUGAGAUCGCUUGAAAUGGUGACACGCGACGCAAGGAAUCCUUUAGGAAUAGACUGCACAAAAUGCACACAUACAUAGCGAGAGCGAGAGAUUAUGUACAUUCACCCAGAAGCUGUCAGAGGCAGGGCAGGAAACCCAUGCAUAGCGUGACACUCUCAUAGCAUACUUCACCCUCACUCGAGCUGUGGCCGAAACUUGAAAAAGGCGCCUUUGCUAAGGCACAUCCAAAUCCAGCAUUUGCCUUCCAUCUGUUUGACUUAAAACAUCUCCACAAUCUUCAGUUUGGCGGUUAGGGAUAAAAUGACAUCUGAUGAAGAAAUUAGAAAUACAAGAAUAAAUUAAAAGAAAGCUGAUCUACGCAGAAAUGACAUUUUAGGCACUAAAUAUUUGAUUUAUGUCUAAACUUUGUUCUAGAUCAUUCGAUUUGAUGUUUGGUGUACCGUACUUGGCAAGUGCUUUCAAAUUCGGACACAGUCUCUAUGUCUCCCUCUCUCUCUCUCUCUCUCUCUCUCUCUCUCUCUCUUAUUCUUUGUCUUUUUGUCAGUGUGUCUGUUGCACAGUUCCUAAACGUAUUAUAUUUCUUCCCAGGACUGAAUUUGGAGUUCUAUGUUACAAAAAACAUACACAGAGAAGUCAAACUGUCCUCUUCUCCGAGUGCCAGAAAGUUUGGUCAUUUUUGCCAUUUUCUCCUUUCAGAAGACAGUGUGGCCUUGAAACUACCUCUAAUUUAUCCAGACACUCACUAAAUCCCUGUGAGCAUACCAACUUCACCAAUACAACCGCCAUCUGGCUUGAAAUGAGGUGACGGAGGAGAGAAUAAGCAAGCAGGAUACACACCUUCGGGUACACUUAAAGUUUGCCGCAUCCUAUCAAAUCUUCGGCUUUGGAAAUCAUUGGAUUGUCUUUGUCACACUCAGUUGGCGUCAAACGUGGGGAGCAUCUCUACUGUUUCUUUAGAGGAAAGCAGCAGAUUUGGGGCUUUUCUCAACCUUGUCUUGUUCCGGUGGAUGUGCACCUUUUAUGUUUAUCUCAAACGCAACAGACACUACAAUCACUUUAAUGAGAGGUGAAGGCUGAAGGAAAGAAAAUAAGAAUGAACAAAGUCUUAUUAUAUAAUGUAAUAGGGAUGUUAAUAGUUACAUACAUAGAUGAAUAUUACCGUAGCUCAUCCAUGUAUUUGUGUGUGUUUUAUACAAAACAACGAAAGCUGAUCAAAGUUUGGGAUGGAGAAAAAUCCAUUGCUAAAGAUCUAGUGUCAACAUUGCCAAAUGUUUUUAUGUUAUUUAUGUGUUUUGUUUUUUUAUAAUGUUAAUGUACUUCAUGCAAACAGAGGCCAAACUAUUUCAUUUGUACUAUUCUUCUGUGCCAAUCCUGAAAAACAGCAUGGAGCUGAAACUGCAGGGUCUCCAGAAAAGAGAUUAGUUCGAUUACAGAAAAACAACUGCUGCUAUGACGUAUCUAGUUAGUUAUUUUUUUUUUUUUAUUAUGAUUAUUAUUAUUUAUUUUAUUUUUUUUAUAAUCUUUACUCCCAUGUAAGGUAGAUCUAUAAAUCGAAGAUAAACUGUGAAAAAGUUAUUACUGACUUGGCGCUUACCAGCAAUGAGUUGCCUAGAUUUGUACACUACAUACUGUAAAUACCCUCAAGCAAUUAUGCGAUAUUGAUUUGCAUUUCACAUUUCGGUCCCACUUUAUAUUAAAUGGCCUUGACUACUAUGUACUUAUAUUUAAAUGAAUCAUUUGGUACAAUGCACUUAUUGUGUACAUACAUGUUUAAAAAAUACCUAUAUGUUAUUACAUCUGUAAUUCAUUUCCCUUACACCUUAACCCUCCCUUAAACCAAUCCAUACCACCCAACCUGUCCCGAACCUUACCCAUAUCCCACCUCAAUAUCAGCAAAAGUGUUUUGCAAUACAAUAUGAACACAAUAAGUGCACUGUACUUAUUUUUAUGUAAGUACAUAGUAGUUAAGGCCACCUAAUAUACAGUGUGGCACACAUUUCAAUUGUUAACCAUCUUAAGCAUUGUUUCUGAUUUGUAUGGGUUUGUGCUGAUUCAAAAGCAACUUCCUGAAGCAUUAAUGAAGACUGUAGCACUUGGUUGUUACUGAAAGUCUCCAUCUGUAGCGCUAAAGCUUGUUUGACCAAACUAACGAAACUCACAAACUAAUGCAAGAUUUAGUAGAUUCAUACAUAAUAUUACACAAAUCUUUCAUACUUGUAACAGUUUUCUUCCUUUUAAUCAAGUUUGGUCACUUAAGUUUUUUUACCCACAAUUUCGUAACCUGUCUUGAAGACUUCCAUCUAACUCAGAAGUGUCUACGAUGCUGUGUUUGUCUGACCACACAUGGUACAUCAGUGACAUUGCCUUUCCCCACCACUGCCUCACUUUGCUAAAGCUCGUCAGUCCUUGCAUUUAUCAGACAUUUGACAUUUUUACAUGACUUUUGGAGAGCGAUACAUUGCCGACAUUUGCACCCUUUUGACAAAAACCAGUGAGACGCUCCUCUCAGUCAUAUCUCUGACAGUAUGAUGCAUUUCAAGACAUUGGAGUUUUGGGGAGAAGUGUUUACUGAAUAUGACAUGAAAACCAUUGAAGUGUGUUCAUAAAGCAUAUCUCCUUUUGAGUGGCUGUAAGUUAUCAAGAUAGCCUGGGGUUGCUGUUUUAACUUACCACCGUGUUUUAUUGACUGAAUUGUUUUUUUUUUCGUCUAAUGCAAAAAUGUUUGUGUGGAAUAAUUUGUAGAGUAAUGCCGUUA
Molecule: messenger RNA, 5780 nt
Organism: Carassius auratus (goldfish)
Lineage: Eukaryota; Metazoa; Chordata; Actinopteri; Cypriniformes; Cyprinidae
Product: EVI5-like protein
Exons: 19
Coding region: 519-3029 (836 amino acids)
Biological process (GO): regulation of GTPase activity
Molecular function (GO): GTPase activator activity; small GTPase binding
Source: RefSeq, a predicted model, not a curated record